UUUGCCAUGUGUCCAUCAGCGGUGUCCAUCUCUAUGUUUACCACACCGCUUCCUGAGUGACAUGCAUCAUGGCGUUCAUCAGUAAGAUAGAAAAGGCAUCUCCAGGCCUGUAUGCAGCAGUUGGAUUUUUAAUUCUGGGCUUGAUCUUAUUGAUUGUGGGUGUUACUGUAAACAUCAAAUGCAGCAAUGAGAAGUCGCGGACAUCACCUUCAAGUGCCGGAGGCCAGCGAAAUAUCACUGGACUCAAAGAGUUUUGCAAGUACUCACCGGAAGCAGAGAGAAUCGGCCUCGAAUCGUUCCUCAAACGAGUAAAGGAAGCCUAUUACGGAAAUAUGCCUAACCAGGUCGCUUAUGACCCUGAUGUGAAGUUCAACGACCGAUUUGAAGACUUGAAGAAAAGGUAUUUCCCAUAUGAUCCACGUCCCGAGGCUCUGAAGCGAAAGACAGAUGCGGCCUUGAAGUUGCUGGCAGAAUUGAACAGAGUCAAACAUGACCCUAACAAACUGAAGCCAAGGGAAAACAGAGUCAUUUACCAGGUCAAACAUUAUUUAAAGACAAUAUUUGGCGCUCCAUACGACACCAAUUUUUACGCUGGGGACUGGAUGCUUGGCCCAAAUUAUUUCUGUUGGCAGCCAAUAUGUAAUAUGCAAUACGAUGUGAAUGCUCUUGGCUUUUACUCAAGGCCAAAAACAAAGGAGGACAUCGAGCAUCUUAUCAAAAAGGUCACAAACCACAGCAUCACUGUCGACAACUACAUAGCGAACCUCAAGCUGGGGGUGAAAGCCGGAAUGAUUCGUGCAAAAAUCGACUGCCAAUCUGGGUUAGAUGCAUUCAAAGAACGUCACAAAAUUUUAUCUAAAGAAGGAAAGGGCUCCGCUGUUCUCAAAGAAUGGUUUUCAUUUCAAUACAGAUCAAAAAGCCUUUAUGAAAAGAUCAAUAAAACUGUAAGUGAUGCGUGGUUGUCUGAAAAGGGCAAGAGCGUCGAAGAAUCUGUCAAAGAAGCAUUGGUGACAGGCGUGGGAGAUCCGCUCGUCAAACUUAUCAAUUAUCUGGAGUUCAAUCACUCAAAGCAUUGUUUGCCGAAUGACUUGAGCAGUGGACUGGGGAAUCUGCCGGUAUCACACGUCUAUGUGAACAGCGUCCCAGGCAAGGCAACAACGAAGAAAAUGCCACUAACAGGAGAAACUCUUAGUGGAAAAGAGGGGUACAAGAAAAUUCUCUACUACUUCACGACGUUUGAUAUUAGCGCAGAGGACAUCAAAACUGAAGGAGAGAAACAAUUGAAAUAUUUUUACAACCAGAGUAUUGAAAUUGCGAAGAAGAUAAUGAAGGAUGCAAAAGAUACAGACGAUGCAGUUGCAAAGUUCAGAAAGUACCUAGAUAGCGACGAGAUGUGGCAUGGAACUGUGAAGUUCCCAGACAACGAAUCCAACGCAGAAGCUUAUAAAAAAUGCAACAGCCACAAAACUGCGAAGAUAUAUUGUCCAGUUCGUUGGAGAAGCCUAAUGAUUUGGGCUGAGUAUUUCCAAACUGUCAUGUCUAUGAUAUACCCAAAACUUGUGACGCUGUUUAACUUCAGUGGAGAUAAGAACACUGUCCCAAACUGUCCCAUUGAGAUGGAGCCACACUAUAACCCUUCAAAUGGCGCUCAAUAUUUCCAGAAAAGUGACGGAAAGUGCUCCUCGACAACAAGAUUUGGCAUGCCAUUUUUCCUGGAAAAAUACGGGCCUAAGUAUCAAGAAUGGUCACUUACUGGACACGAAGCUCGCCCUGGGCACCACACGGAAUAUCAAGGAACAGAAGAACACUUUAGAGACAGGUGCGGUGGCUUGCCGAAUUGGUUUGACAAACAAGGCUACUACAUCGCGUUCACCGAAGGCUGGGCUCUCUACGCUGAGAACCCAUUGCUAUCUGAUGACGUAGAUUUAUAUAAGGAAAACAUGCUGCAGAAGUAUGGCAUGUACAAAUGGCAGACUUGGAGGGCAGUGAGACUGAUUGUGGACACUGGAUUGCAUUACAGAGGGAAGAAUAUGACCUGGGCACGGAAGAUGUUCGAAGAUUAUACAUGGGACACUGGUGAUUUUGCCAGGAAAGAAAUUGUUCGGUACAUGAGUGACCCAGGACAGGCUUUGGCCUACAUGCUCGGCAGACUGGAGAUUCUGAAAAUGCGGAGGAAGGCUGAGAGAGAGCUGGGCUCGAAGUUCGAUCUCAAAGACUUUCAUUAUCAGCUUUUAUCGCAAGGCUCAUCUCCUAUAGCGUACCUCAAUACCCAUAUCAAUCGCUACAUAGAAUGCAUUAAAGACCGCAAACUACCAAUGUGUGAGUAUAUUCUCACACCGCUACGAUCUCUCAAAGAUGACUUGCAGGCGACUGUCGUAAUGGACACCGGGCCGAAUGUUCCACCUAUUUUGAGAUACACCUAAGUUGGUUCUGCGCCAUUCAGAAAACAACUUCGCUGUUUUUAAUAUAUAUAUAUAUAUACUAUGCAUCCACAGAUGAUAUUUUACAGAAGCUAUUCCUUUUUUAAGCACUA
Rhopilema esculentum is the source of this 2533-nucleotide messenger RNA. RefSeq lists its product as uncharacterized. Lineage: Eukaryota; Metazoa; Cnidaria; Scyphozoa; Rhizostomeae; Rhizostomatidae. The record is from RefSeq and is a predicted model, not a curated record.